Messenger RNA from Chiloscyllium plagiosum (whitespotted bambooshark), 615 nucleotides. RefSeq names its product SREK1-interacting protein 1 (gene srek1ip1). The record is from RefSeq and is a predicted model, not a curated record. Gene Ontology annotation, molecular function: nucleic acid binding; zinc ion binding. NCBI's taxonomy places the organism in Eukaryota, Metazoa, Chordata, Chondrichthyes, Orectolobiformes, Hemiscylliidae.
UGCAGCUGGUAGGAAGAUAUUAAGCGGUGCACCAGCUCAGCAAGUGUGCUUGGGAACUUCCUCGAAGUAGAAGCGAAUGGAAUUUCGCAAUGGCUUUUUCAGGGCCAAAUAAAGACAAUAUCCGAGCAGGAUGCAAGAAAUGUGGUUAUCCUGGCCAUCUGACCUUUGAAUGUCGAAAUUUUGUCCGCGUGGAUCCGAAAAAAGAUAUUGUUUUAGAUGUCAGUAGUACCAGCAGUGAGGACACGGAGGAUGAAGAAGAGCUUCAGCAGCUGCAGGAUAUUAUUAAUAAAAAAGAAACAAAAGAAGCUGGUGUUAAGAAUGAACACCACAAGAAGAAAAGGAAGGAUAAGACAGACGAACACAGAAAAAGAUCAUAUUCAUCUAGUGAAGACUCAACUGGGAAAAAGAGCAAGAAGCAAAAGGUUCUUAAAAAGAAAAAGAAAAAUAAGAAGAAAAGCAAGCACAAAAGUCACAAACACCACCAAAAAGUUAAGAAAAAGGAAAAGCACUCUCCAUCCUCAUCAGACAGUUCGAGUUGCUCUUCAGAUAGUGACUAAUUGUAUAGUGUUAAAAUCCUUUGGUUGUUCCGAUGACUGUUUGUUUCUUUGUAAUCUU